Messenger RNA from Meyerozyma guilliermondii ATCC 6260, 858 nucleotides. RefSeq lists its product as uncharacterized. The record is from RefSeq and is a predicted model, not a curated record. The transcript has a single exon. Lineage: Eukaryota; Fungi; Ascomycota; Pichiomycetes; Serinales; Debaryomycetaceae. The coding region runs from base 1 to 858 and encodes 285 amino acids.
AUGCGUACAGCAUUCAACCAGCCAAAGCGGCUAAAUCUACAUUCAUUUCUGCAUUUUCGAUCUUUGUCUUCGAAAUCAUCGCCAAACAAAUACGAAAUCCUAGGGGUCCACCAUGGAGCGUCCAUCAAGGAAAUCAAAGCGCUGUUCAAAAAACUCACCAAACAAUAUCACCCAGACUUAAAUACCAGUGCGGAUGAAGAACAAAAAAAGUUGAAUCAAGAUAGAUUUGUGGAGAUUGUCUCGGCUUACGAUACCCUCAAGGAUGUCAAGAAGAGGAAACAGUACGAUAUGGAACUACGUGGGAGCCCCAAUAUCAAGCAAAAUAAUCCAGAUCGAUCUGAAUGGCACAACAAAUACUAUGGAGAGGCCAAAUAUUAUCUGCGUUCUGAAGGGUCCCAUCAUUCCAUGGCUCUGGGUCUCAAUGCUACAAGACACAGGGUGCGCAACUUUGCCGAUUUCGAAAACCAAUCUCAUGUUUCUGGUGUCCAUGUCAACCACGGCGAUCGUCAUGGAGUGCCUCAUUUUGACUACGACAAUCACCUUUCACGAAACCUCAAAUUCGAACAACGACUUAUCAACAAACAUCUUUCUCCUGCCCAGCGCGAUGCCAUCAUAAAACAACUCUAUCGUUCCAGCAAUACAAAAGUCAGCGAAGAACUUAUCACCAAGCAUUUGAUGCGCCAGGCCCAUAACUAUGCGAACCAACAAUCUUCUGGUCGCCAAGCAACCUAUACCAGUACAGCGAGAGACCCUCAUAUGUAUCAUGGGCCUCACGACAGCGAAAGUACCCUCAAAGUGGCCACGAUCAUGACUGUGGGAGCGGGCGCAACGUACUUUUUGUAUCAGUUGUGGGGAUGA